CUCGGCGAGGGUCUUGGUGCCAAAGAGACACCCUAGCGGUACCAGCAGCUGCAGGAGCUGGUUCAAGAGAUGCAGCAGAUCUGCUCGGCGAGGGUCUUGGUGCCAAAGAGACGCCCCAGCAGCGGUACCAGCGGCUGCAGCACGAGGUGCAGGAGCUGGUUCAGGAGGUGGAGCAGAUCCAGCAUGCUGAAAAGGAGUCAGCAGCAGAGGAAGAGCUGGCGCCCAUGGCCUUGGCCAGGCAGGUUGAGGGCCUGAAGCAGCAGCUGGUCUCCAGCCACCUGGAGAAGCUUCUGGGCCCCGCCGCAGCCAUAGACUUUGCAGACCCCGACGGUGCCCUGGCCAAGCGCCUGCUGCAGCAGCUGGAGGUGGCGAAGUGCAGCAAGGCGGUGCCGGGGAAGAGCCCCGCCAAAGCCCCGGUGCCCACCGGAGACGCCGUCACCUUUGAGCUGUACUGGAGGCCGGAGCAGGACCAGUUUGCCCAGACCGCCAAGAUGGCGGAGCUGGAGAAGCGGCUGAUCCUGUACGUGGUCAUGCUGGACCAAGUGGAGGCCCGGCUGCAGAGCGUGCUGGGGAAGGUGAAUGAAAUUGCCAAGCACAAGGCAACCGUGCAAGAUGCCGACAGCCAGAGCAAGAUCCACCAGAUCUAUGAGACGAUGCAGCGCUGGGACCCUGUGGCCAGCACCCUGCCUGAUGUUGUGCAGAGGCUGGUGACCCUCAGGGACCUGCACGAGCAAGCCACACGGUUCGGGCAGGUCCUCGUGCACUUGGACACCACGCAGCAGGAGAUAGCUGGUGCUCUCAAGGACAACAGCGUGCUGCUGGCGGAGGUCCAGAAGACAAUGAAGGAAAACCUGGCCGUUGUAGAGGACAACUUUGCGGACAUAGAUGCCCGCAUCAAGCGGCUGCAGAA
Molecule: messenger RNA, 910 nt
Organism: Fulmarus glacialis (Northern fulmar)
Lineage: Eukaryota; Metazoa; Chordata; Aves; Procellariiformes; Procellariidae
Gene: DCTN2
Product: dynactin 2 (p50)
Exons: 9
Biological process (GO): mitotic spindle organization
Cellular component (GO): dynactin complex; centrosome; cytoplasm
Source: RefSeq, a predicted model, not a curated record